Messenger RNA from Macroventuria anomochaeta, 1353 nucleotides. RefSeq lists its product as uncharacterized. The record is from RefSeq and is a predicted model, not a curated record. The transcript has a single exon. The coding region runs from base 1 to 1353 and encodes 450 amino acids. NCBI's taxonomy places the organism in Eukaryota, Fungi, Ascomycota, Dothideomycetes, Pleosporales, Didymellaceae.
AUGCCGAGCAUCUUCACUACAACACUGGCGGCGCUGGCCGUCGCUCCUCUCACUAUGGGUCACACCUGGAUCGAGCAGCUUCGCAACGUCAACGAUAAGGGCGAGUAUGUUGGCGAGUAUGGCUACCCCCGCGGCAUGGUUUCCAAGACAGACACUGGCUACACUGGCGACUCCAUGAACUGGCUGCUACCGGUACAACCCAAGGUUUUCAUCGACGAAACCUCGCCACUGUGUCACACUUCACAGACCAAGCAGGAGCAAUCUUCAGACAAGUACCCUCGCCUGCAAGCUGUCGCCGGCGGCUUCGUCGCCAUGCGCUACAUGGAGAACGGUCACGUCACCAUGGUCGACCCCGCGACUGGUCUCGGCAAGCCUGAGAAAGGCGGCACAGUCUUCGUCUACGGCACCACGGAGCCCAAAGAGGAUGAGAAGCUCGUCGACGUCCUCCGCUGGACCCAGGACGGCUCAGGCGGCGACAAGCGCGGCGCCCUCCUUGCAACCAACGACUUCGACGAUGGCCGCUGCUACGAGGUGAAUGACACACCCAUCUCGCAAGAGCGCCGCGUCUCGGAUCCUAACUUCGCCAUGGGUCAGGUCGCCGAUGGGCCGGGCAACUACCCGCUCUUCUGCGAGACCAACGCCAAGGUGCCUGACACCGCGCCCGAAGGCAAGCCGUACACUUUCUACUGGGUCUGGCAGUGGAACACAGCGCCUAAUGUCGAUCCUGGUCUGCCCACCGGCAAAGAUCAGUACUACACCACCUGCAUGGACGUCGACGUGACCUCCGCCGACACCGCGCUCACUGCCGACGCUGAGUCUAUGUACGCCCUGGGCCCGCAGCAAGACGCUAUGUCCAUCGCGGUAUCUGACUUUGCGAGCCGCACGGCCAUCAUGACCGACGCGCUGCAGGGCGAGGUUGGCCCUGUCUUCUCUGGCUCUGCGACUGCUACUGGAGGUGCGCCUGCCGCUUCUGGCGCGCCAGCGAACUCGUCGUCCAAGGCUCCUGCGUCUGCGGCUCCCACCGCACCGGCGCUCACGCAGAUCACCAACAUCCCGACUAUGACAACCCGUCCUAGCGCUGCGCCCGAGCCGACUUCCGGCUCUGGCGAGGUGGUCACGGUCACGGAUAUCCUGUACGUAACCGUCACUGCUGGCGCUUCUGGCAAGCCUUCGGUGACUGCUUCUGCACCUGCGUCUGGUACUACUUCUGUACCUGCGUCUAGUACUACUCCUGCACCUGCAUCCGGCACUGUUUCUUCUGUUCUGGGCGGCUUCACUGUGCCCAGCGGCGCCGCCAAGCGCGAGAUCCAACGCAAGAACGGUGCCAAGUUUAGGGGUAUGUUUGCAAACUGA